AUGAAGUUAAAUAUCAAAUCAUUAGGAUUGGUCCUGAUUUUAAUUAUUAAUCAAUCAUAUGGACAAACUGUAUCAUUUGACGCUACCUAUCAGUUAUCUUUGGUCAAUGCGAUUAGAGCCCAGGCUGGUAAAGCAGCUCUAUCAUUAAGCCCUUGUCUUGUACAAUCUGCACAAUUCCAAUCAAACUACCAAGCCAAUUCCAAUCAAAUGACUCAUGAUAACCCAGCUGGUGAUGCCCUGGUAAGAAUGAGUUCUUUUACUGCCAAUUCACUCACUUCUGCAGGAGAAAAUGUUGCAGCUGGAUACUAUAAUGACGAUGAUGUUGUUGCUGCUUGGAGACAAUCGCCAGGACAUUAUGCAAAUAUGAUUGGAGAUUUUCUAUAUUUUGGUUGUGGAAUGGCUGCUUCGAGUACCAACCAAGUGGUGUACUGGACCCAAAAUUUUGCAAUCUAUUCAUCUUGUAGCUCUCAAACCACUGGCGGUUCGACAUCAACUACGUCUUCAACCUCUGCAACUGGGACAUCUUCAACAACCACUUCUCCCACUAGCGCAACUUCUAGUACUACUACUGGAGCAACUUCUGAUCCAAUCACAUCAACCUCUGCUACCACAACUGAUUCUAUUUCCACUACUGGACCUGGAGUAACCUCCACAACAACUGGCUCUGUCACCUCUGCAACUGGGACAUCUUCAACAACCACUUCUCCCACUAGUGCAACUUCUAGUACUACUGGAGCAACUUCUGAUCCAAUCACAUCAACCUCUGCUACAACCGGAUCUUUAUCAACAGACCAAUCCACCACCACUACUACUACUAUCGCCGCUGACACUACCACCCAAGGUUCAACCACGACUGGAACUGGGACAACAUCUGAUCCAAUCUCUACUACUAGUGGUACAUCUACUUCUUCUUCUUCUUCUUCUUCCGAGGAUCCAAUCAUAUCAACAACGGGAUCUACCACUGGAUCUUCGUCAGCCGAUCAACCGACCACAUCUAGUGAUUCUACGACCACACCUGAUGACUCUACGACUACAUCUGAUGAAGAUAGCAGCUCGGCCACCAAGAUGGGUUCUUCAGCUGAGAAGAGUGGCAGUAAUACAGAUACAGACUCGAGCACAUCUAUUGAAUCUAGUGGCAGCACUGAUGACAAUGUCGAUAGUAAUUCUGCUUCUGUCGAUAGUAGCAGUAUUGAUUCAUCAUCAUCAUCAUCAUCAACAACCAACAAUGACAGCAACAGCGAUAGUAGUACUUUGGGAAGUAGCAAUAAUGAUGACCAAAAUGCAGACAGCCAACAGAGAGGAACAUCAUCUGCCGAAACAGCAGGCAGCUUGGAUAAUAAUAAUAUGGGUGAAGAUGGUGGUAACUCUUCGAUGGGAGCACAGUUGUACAAACCAUAUAUGAUCAUUGCAACUUUAAUGAUCGUAUCUGUCGGUGUUCGUUUUAUAGUCAUUGUUCAACCAACUUCACUAAGUAUCACUAAUCAACAUCAUAGAUUAUAUUGUACAAAUAACAACAACGACAACAAUAGUAGUAGUAAUAAAACAACACCAAGAAAGUAUACUAUCAAAGGUAAUUUGAUAUCAUCAUCAUCUUUAUCGAAUUCAAUACCACCAUCAGUUGAUAAUUCAGAACCAACAGCAACAACAACAACAAAGAAAAAGAAAGUAGUAAAUAUUAGAAUCAAGUCAAAAGACCCUUUUAUAGAUAUCGGAGGUAAUAAUAAAGUAUACCUCAGGAAACCAAAGAAUACUACAACACCAGUACUAGACACCACUCAACUCAAUAUCGAUAAUAAUAACAAUACAGAUAAUCUUCAACAAGUAAAUAGUAGUAGUAUUAUUACAGAUUUAUUAGAAAUCGAAAAUAAUAAUCCAAGAAAUUUAAAAAGCAUAGAGGAAGAUAUUUCACUUUCCACUUCACCACAGCCACUUUCAUCGUCACCAUCUUCAUUUAUCUCUGCAUCAGAGAGUAGUAAUAGUAUUGAACCAAUAAAAGAAGAACAACAAGUAAUUGGUCAACAACAGCAAGAAGAGGAAGAAAUGAAAAAUAGUAUAUUGAGAUUAAAAGAAAUUAAUAUCAGUCAAGAUUUCAAAGCUACACCAACACAAGUAGCAGAAGCACAACAAAAGAAAAAGGCUGCAAUUGCUAAAAGUAAAAGAAAGAAAGAUGAAGACAAGGAUGAUUUUAUAGAUGACUCUGAGGAGCUUAUGGAACAACUAGAUGAUGACAUCACCACUUCAACUUUAACUACCUCAUCGACUACAACAACAACCAACAACAACAAGAAUGAAGAAAAACAAAAGUUAAAUUUGGAUCAAAAUAAUAAUCAUGUUGUCAUUAUUGAUGGUACACCAUUGGCAUACAAAGCAUAUAAUACCAUUUCAGGACUCACACACAAUGGUGAACCAAUUGGUGCAUUGUUUGGCUUUACCAAGGCAUUACUCAAAAUACUCAAAGAAUUGAAACCAGACUAUGUUUUGGUUUGUUUCGAUCCAACUGAUGGUGCCGGUAAUUUUAGACAUGACAUUUAUGAAAAAUACAAAGCCAAUAGACCAUCCACUCCUUUGGACCUCAAACAACAAUUACCUCUAUUGCCACAGGUUUGCACUGCUCUCGGAAUCGAAUAUGCCAAACAAUCAAGAUUCGAAUCUGAUGAUUUGAUUGCUACCUAUGCCAACAUUGUAGAACAAGCAAACAAAAAGUUGGCAGCUGGAAAUGAUAAUCUUGUUGUCGAUGGUCAACAACAGCAGCAACAAAAAUAUAGAGCUACGAUCGUAUCAGACGAUAAAGACAUGUUGCAAUUGGUUAGUGACGAUGUUCAUAUUUAUAAUACUAGAACAAACUCUAUCUUUUGUCAUCAAGAUGUUAUUGAUAAAAUGGGUGUCCCAAGUCAUUUAAUUACAUCAUUCCAAGCAUUGGCUGGUGAUUCUGUUGAUAAUAUUCCAGGUGUACCAUCAUUGGGUCCAAAAAGUGCAAGUGCUAUCAUCAACUCUCUUGGUCAUAUUGAUAAUGUACUAGCAAAUAUUGAACAAAUUCCAUUAAAGUUUAGAGAAAAGGUUAGAAAUAAUUCAGAACAAAUUAAAAUUUCUUAUCAAUUGGCAACACUAAGUAAACAAGCAGAGACAAAAGUACCUUUGGAAGGAUUAAAAUGGAAUCCUGUCAACAAACUUCAGUUUGUAGAAUUUUUAGAUAAAUAUAAUUUUAAUAAUAUUAAAGGGAAAUUGGAUAAUCUAGGAUUAGUUUACGAGGGAGAAGAAAAUAAGGAAAUUUCACAAUCGUCGUCAUCAUCAUCAUCAUCAUCGUCAGCCUAUACUAUCGAUCCAGAUUAUGUAUUGACAGACGAAGAGGUAAAGGACUAUUUACCAAAUGAUGUGACAUGUGUCAAUACAGUAGAACAUGCAAGAGAAAUUGAUGUAUAUCAUGCAUGUGAUACUGAAGUCAUUGACAUUGAUGUAAAGGAACAAUCACCUAUUGGACAUGGAAAGAUUAUUUGUUUCUCUAUUUACUGUGGUCCCGACAUUGAUUUUGGAACAGGAUCACGUAUUUGGGUAGACAUUUUAGGAAGCAAUGGUGAUGAAAUACUGCAAAUAUUUAAAGAAUACUUUGAAGAUGAAUCGAUUUUCAAAGUAUGGCACAACUAUGCAUUUGACAGACAUGUUUUCUACAACCACAACAUUGAUGUUGUUGGAUUUGGAGGUGAUACCAUGCUGAUGGCACGUCUAUGGGACGCCUCUAGAAUGAUGCGUGGUGGUUAUUCACUCGAAGGUCUAACAAAGGAUCUGUUGGACAAACACAAAACCAACAUGGACGAUCUAUUUGGCCAACCAAAGCUAAAGUCUGAUGGUACACCAGGCAAAGGUAUCAUAUUACCACCACUCGAACAUCUCCAAAGAAGUUCAAAACAUUUGACCAAAUGGAUUGAAUACUCGAGUCGUGAUGCCGAAGUGACAUGGAUGCUCAGAGAGAAUCUUCACAAAAAGCUCAUGACCAUGGAAUGGAUUGGUCCCAAUUCAAACAUGUGGGACUUUUACUAUAUGAUGUGGCGACCAUUUGGACAGUUGCUCACAGACAUGGAACGUCGUGGUAUGAAGGUAGAUUUGGAGCAUCUCAAAGGAGUUGAGGUCAUUGCCCAAAGAGAUAUCACCGAACACAAUGAAAACUUUCGUCGAUGGGCAUUGGGCUACUGUGAAAAUGUCAAGCAUAUGAACAUUGACAGUGAUGCUCAAGUUCAACAGUUUUUGUUUGCACCAUGUCGCAAUGUAAAGACCAAAGAAGAGAUGGCACGCGAAGAAGAGUUUGAACGUGAAAAUGUCGAUGGCAUCAUCGAGGAAGGUGCUAAAAAGGCAAAGAAAAAGAUUGGAUUUAAAUUGGCUGGUCUGGGACUCCCAGUUCCAGGUGUCACCAAUUCAGGAUGGCCAAGUGUAGAUGCUGCCUCGCUUAGAUUACUCUCUGGCAAGGAUCCAGCCAACGGAAAGUAUGGAACUGCUUAUAAUCAUUUUGCAGUUGACCGUCUGCCUCCCAAUGCCACCGAAGAGGAAAUUGAAAAAGCCAAGGAAGAAGGUCGACAGGCUUGUCUUGCUAUUGCUUCGUUGCUCGAAGUGGGUAGUAUCGGCACGCUUAUCAGCUCGUUUAUUAUUCCACUGCAGCGAUUGGCCGACUCCAAUCAUAGACUUCACACUUCGGUCAAUGUCAAUACGGAAACAGGUCGUCUCUCUUCUCGACGUCCCAAUCUACAAAAUCAACCGGCACUCGAAAAAGAUCGUUACAAAAUCAGAAAAGCAUUUACCUGUGAACCUGGCAACACAUUGGUCGUAGCCGAUUAUGGACAACUCGAACUUCGAUUAUUGGGACACAUCACCAACUGCAAGAGUAUGCUCGAUGCUUUUCGUGUCGGUGGCGAUUUCCAUUCUCGUACGGCUAUGGGCAUGUAUCCACAUGUUCGUGCAGCUGUAGACGCCGGUGAAGUUUUACUAGAGUGGGACGGUGAAGGAGCACCACCCAAACCACUGCUCAAGGACAAGUUUGCAUCGGAACGUCGUAAAGCCAAAACACUCAAUUUCUCGAUUGCCUAUGGCAAGACUGCUCACGGUCUCUCCAAGGAUUGGAAUGUCACCCUCAGUGAAGCACAAAACACUCUCAAUCGUUGGUACGAGGAUCGUCCCGAAGUACUCUUGUGGCAACGCAGCACCAUCCAAAUAGCCCAUCAAAAGAAAUGGACUAGAACAUUGAUGGGUCGUUACAGACUCUUGCCCGAUAUCGACAGCAAGGCAAGAGGAUUUGUUGGACACAGCGAAAGAGCAUCCAUCAACACACCACUACAAGGUGGUGCAGCAGACAUUGUUAUGAAGGCAAUGCUCAUCAUUGAACAAGACGCAAGAUUAAAGGAACUUGGAUAUCGUCUCAUCAUGCAAAUUCAUGAUGAACUCAUUCUCGAAGGACCCGAAGAACAUGCACCAGAAGCAAGAGAUAUUGUUAUCAAAUUGAUGGGUAAUCCUUUAAACAAACCUCUUUUGGUUGAUUUGGUUGUUGAUUGUCGUUUUGCUAAAACUUGGUAUGAAGCUAAAUAA
This is a messenger RNA of Cavenderia fasciculata, 5568 nucleotides long. It is a transcript of the gene polA, whose product is annotated as mitochondrial DNA polymerase A. The record is from RefSeq and is a predicted model, not a curated record. NCBI's taxonomy places the organism in Eukaryota, Evosea, Eumycetozoa, Acytosteliales, Cavenderiaceae. Bases 1 to 5568 code for a protein of 1855 amino acids. Gene Ontology annotation, biological process: double-strand break repair; DNA-templated DNA replication. The transcript is spliced from 7 exons. Gene Ontology annotation, molecular function: DNA-directed DNA polymerase activity; DNA binding; 3'-5' exonuclease activity.